GCAUCCCAUCUAGACAUUUGCACAUUUAUGACUUACAAUGAGAGCUAAUGGGCAAUUAAGUGUGCUGCGACAUAAUCCAAAACAAUCGCUAAGAAUUGACGGUUAGUCAGAGUUGUUUUUAAUUUCAUUUUAAAGAUGGGUAGAAUUAUUUAGUACUUGGAACUCAACUAUUCUCAUAUUUUAUGUCCUGGUGUAAUUGAGUAUUACAGCUCCAUAGAGUUGAAAGCAACCUAAAAAAAAAAAUUAAGAGUUGACGGCUUGAAGUGAGGUGUAUCAUCGUUUUCAAAAAUGCACACGUCUGCUAACUUUAUUCUACGUGGCGGCGACGCAGCGUUCGCUAAUAGACAGAGAUUAUUAUUUGAUCAGCUUUCGAUUGCCGAAAACAGUUGUAAUAAACGUGUCAGAUCUGAGGUGGAUGAUGAAAUGGACGAAUGCGAGAGAAAUUUAAUCUUGAGAGAUGAUCAGAAACAGAAAAGAGAGACUAAAAAAUUUCGCGGCAAGGAGAGUAUCUUUAAACGUCCCGAGGGUCCAGCACCACGUACGAAUUUCAGAAAUAUUCCAGACUACCACAGGAAUCCGCACAAAUGGGUCAAGUAUAGUCUGGAUGAUGUAUCCAGCGAAGACAUGACGGAACGCAGCAAUAUGCAAGCUGCCAUGUCAUUUCUGAAAGAACUGAAGGCACGCAGAGAAAAUGAAGAAGAUGAUGAAUGUGAAGAGAAGAUGGAUAUUGAAUUUGAAUCAGAUUCGCAAGAUUCUGUGGAGUUUAAAUCUAAGAAACGUACAUCAACAUCACAAAUAAGAUUUAGAAAACCACAGACCAAAGAUGCGGCAGAAAACUCUGAAACAACUGUUACAGACAGCACACUUGUUUUCAAAAGUAGUAAGAUUAUCUUGCCAGAGUACGUGGUUGGACAGAGACCGAAGAAAAUAUCUAAACAGAAUAGACCUGUGGUUAAGGUUGAUCGUUCAAAACAACUUAGAUUAGAUCAUUUACAAGAACCAGACGAAGAAGAAGAUAACAGAGACGUAUAGUGUAUAAAACUAUUGUACACAAAUAUUUGUAAAGAUUAAUUAUAGAUAUUGUCACAUGACAACACAUAUUUUUAGUUUAUUUUAUUUUUAAAUUGGGAUUUCAAAAUGUACGGAUGUUUAUAAUCUUUAUAAACAAAUAUAAAUACUUAUUAAAAUUCAUGCAUAUUUUUUAAUUGAUAUCUGCACAAUAUUCAGUGCAAAUAAGAUUAUACACUAUAUUACACAAAUAAAAAAUGAAUUAACGAAUAUAAAAUAUUUAAUAACAAGUAUAUAAAUAUUUAAUCUCUUAUAAGAUAAUCUAAUUAUUUCAUCUAUAUAUCAUGUAAUACCAAGAAAAGAAAAGAAAUAGAAAUAAUUAACAAA
This is a messenger RNA of Formica exsecta, 1395 nucleotides long. RefSeq names its product protein TSSC4. Lineage: Eukaryota; Metazoa; Arthropoda; Insecta; Hymenoptera; Formicidae. The record is from RefSeq and is a predicted model, not a curated record. The coding region runs from base 289 to 1032 and encodes 247 amino acids. The transcript has 2 exons.